Messenger RNA from Plasmodium vivax (malaria parasite P. vivax), 2160 nucleotides. RefSeq lists its product as hypothetical. The coding region runs from base 1 to 2160 and encodes 719 amino acids. NCBI's taxonomy places the organism in Eukaryota, Apicomplexa, Aconoidasida, Haemosporida, Plasmodiidae. The record is from RefSeq and is a predicted model, not a curated record. The transcript has a single exon.
AUGACGACGUCGGCGUGUAGAGCGCUCCUUCGAAUAAUUAAGAAGGAGGCACACAUACUGCCCGUUUAUGUAAUAAGGAGGAGGUCCGUCUCGCAUGACACGUUGGCGGGCAUCCCCUGGAUGAGUCACAGCAGAAUUACGAAGACGAUCGAGCGGGUGUCCAAUGAGGGUCCAUACGACCGGAUCACCUGGGAGAGGCUAAGCGAAAGAGCAAACAAAAUAAUUAACACCUUCAACAUCAAAGAAAUGGGAAGAAUACUCCAGGCAUAUUCAAAAGUGAAUUAUCGCGACGUAAAAAUAAUUUUAAAAUUUACUGAAAAGAUAAAAAAGGGAGAUGUACAUAAAAUGGACAUGCUAGCCUGUGCGCAUAUUUGCCAUUCUUUAAAUGCGUUAAAUUAUUUUGAUAGAAAAUUAUUUGAGUUAAUUCUUUUGCAAUUUUUGAAGCUUCCUGUUGGAGACAAUUCUAAUGCCUUUCCACUGAUUGUAACUUUAAAUGCCUUUUCUAAACAUUGCAACGAUUCUUCAUUUCGCGAACUGACUUUGAAGCUUCUCAUUUUUGUUCUGACCAAUUAUGCCAAGUGUAGGAAGUCCUUUACCCCGCAGGGGCUGGCUAUGCUGCUCAACUGCUUCUCCCAGGUCACCAAGCCGACUCCCGAAUUUUUGCAAGUUGAAAGAAGCAAGCUGGGGAGAAUUUACAUACAAGGAGGGGGGGAGCGGGACCAGGUGAGCAACCCCUAUGGAGAGCAGCACAGGGACGUAGUUACGCUAAUGCAUGGCAGUGGGGAGGAGGAAGAGGGGGUAGCCCACACGGGUGCUUCCCCCCCUAAGGAGAAAACCCCCCGGACACCAAAAAUAACCCCAUGCUUAAGUACUGUGACUCACUUGGGGAGUCCCCCCAGGCAGGGGGACGAAAGCGACAUCGAGGGAGACAUGCACAACUGUGCGUACCACCAGAGUGUGCUGGCCGAAAUGGACGAGGAGAUGCUCCUGCGGGAGGGAGGCCUCCCCCGAUGGGAGCGAGACGAUACCAAACCGAAAUGUAGCUUCGACGGGGGUCAAAAUAACGUCGUAGAAAUUGCAUUAAACGGUGGGAAACCCCCACAGGGCGCACGAAGCCAACAGACGGAAGAGCUGAAGAGCAUGUUUCUCUCAAUACUCUUGGAGGUAACAAAAGAAGUGGGCAAAAUGAACACCCAGUCGCUCUCCCUCAUAAUCAAUGCGUGCUGUAGAGUUUGGUUUGAAGUUCCUAGAGAGUUUUUAAAAAUCAUUUUUGAGGAAACGAUUAGGAAGAUCCAGCUAGCCACGAUUAGACACCUGUCUCUAAUCAUCAAUGGGUUCAUCAAGUUGGGAGUCCCCGAGCCGGGCUACGUCUCCGCCGUCUUUCGCCAAGUUGAGAAGAAGGUGCACUCGUGCGAUGAGCAGCAGCUGAGCUUCAUCCUGGGCGGCAUGGUCAAGUUGGGCUGGGCAGGCAUUGCUUCUACCACUGUGACAGGCGACGUUGCUCCUAAUCCGGUUGGCGGUGCCUCUCCCAGUAGAGCCCCCCCCAGCGGCGGGCAUACCUCGCCGAGCAAGCACCUGCUGGACAGUCUAAACGCAAAGUUCAUCCUCAUGGCCAGGCGAAUGAACAUUUCCACCCUCUGCAAUGUCCUCUAUUGCUACGCCAAACUUGGCAUCUCCCACGAGGACGCCUAUCAACUGUUUCAAAUAUAUUUUGCCAAGCAGAUUGACCAGGCCACUCUCCACCACCUAGCCAUAGCGGCGUACGUCCUAUCGAAGAGGAGAAUUAAAAACGACACAACGUGUAUGAUAGUGAAAAGGAGCGAAAAUCUCUUGCAAAAAAUGGAAGCCCCACUUGACACGUCCACCACCAAAUGCUUGCUCAUUCUAGUCAACAGCUUUAGCGAGCUGGGCAUUUACUCGCGUGUGUUUUGUUCCCACCUGCGUUUCGUUUUUCGUGCACGGGGGGGCGAGGUGGAGCAGGGCGGCAGUGAUGGCGGUGAAGCGGAGCGGCCACUCCCCAAUUGGAGGGACAGUCCGACGCAUGAAGCAGAUCCCCCUCUUAAUGUGAAGCGCAUUACCAACAAAGGGGUUUACCUAUCGCGUAAGGCGGUCUCCCUGUACGCUGGCUCUCUUCAAGUUGAGGACGAGGGGGUGGGCUGA